Messenger RNA from Neodiprion fabricii, 854 nucleotides. RefSeq lists its product as uncharacterized. The transcript has 6 exons. The record is from RefSeq and is a predicted model, not a curated record. NCBI's taxonomy places the organism in Eukaryota, Metazoa, Arthropoda, Insecta, Hymenoptera, Diprionidae. The coding region runs from base 122 to 823 and encodes 233 amino acids.
AGCGUGUACGUUUUGUUAAACAAGACGGGAACAUAUUAAUUUUCUGUGAUAGAUUGUCAACAUUGCGAUAGUUGUACGAUAUAACGUAUAUUGCAUAAAUAAAACGUGACGCGUGGUCGACAUGAAAAACUUCGUCGAAACUCAACUUUCUUGGCUCGCCCUUUUGUUGACAGCAUUUUACUCCCUGCUGGCAAGCUGUCGAGGCGAAUCAUGCGGACCAGAAGAAUUGGCCCGAUGUGCAAGACCGUUGCAAACCCUCUCAAGCGACUGGUCAGAAUUGGUUACUACGAAGGAACAACUCCAACGAGUCUGCAUAGAACUAUCGUCGGCGGUGUCGUGCAUAAAAAGGUACACCGCUCAAUGCAUGAACGAACCUCAACGGCAACACUUCAACGAACUUUACGUAGACGUGAAUACAGCGAUAAUGGAACUCUGUCAGGAGGGACCUUAUCAAGACAAUUUUCUAAAACACAUGCCGUGCAUGCAACAAGUCAAACCGCAAUUCGACAGCUGUUCGCAUAAAUAUACAGCCCAGAUGCAGGAGAUGCGUGUUAUCAAGCCCAACGAUCCAAUGAAAGAGAUUUGCUGUUCAUUCCAAAAUUAUCUCGACUGUUCGUAUCGCACGGUGUUGGUAAAAUGCGGCGAGGAAACCGCUACUUUUACAAAAGAAUUCUUCGAUAGAACAUCUUCCUCUCUGAUCAAGAAACAUUGCGAAAAGUUCCCGAUCAAGAAAUGUCUGUCUAGUUCAGGAGCCGUAGCCAAAACCGAAGGACUAUUUUUAUCGAUAGUUUUACUCACAGUCGGCAGAUACUUAUUCCUCUAAGCUUUCAACACCGACUCAUCGAAUCAAACAA